AUGGCGUCGUGUAGAGUCUCUCUCUCUCUCUCUCUCUCUCUCUCUGUGUCCUCGUAUACGUCCACACACUACAUCUUCAAGUACAUUCCCCUUCCCUUCCCCCCAUCUCCCAUAAAUCCCCUCCUAUACCCCCAGGAUGUGUCCCUAUAUUCAUCUACCACCUAUACACCCGGCUCCUAUCAACAGCUCCCGGUGCAUCAUCAGACCGCAGCCACGUUGUGGCAAUAA
Parastagonospora nodorum SN15 is the source of this 228-nucleotide messenger RNA. RefSeq lists its product as hypothetical. The coding region runs from base 1 to 228 and encodes 75 amino acids. The record is from RefSeq and is a predicted model, not a curated record. The transcript is spliced from 2 exons. NCBI's taxonomy places the organism in Eukaryota, Fungi, Ascomycota, Dothideomycetes, Pleosporales, Phaeosphaeriaceae.